UACAGCUCAGGCUGUGUAUUUAUUUGUAUCCUGCUUUUCUAUCUGGACUGAGGCCCAAAGCAUCCUUUUAACAAUGCAAGGAUUUAAAGAGCCGGGAAGAAAAGCAAACGCAACAACAUACACACUUUUCUCGGGGUUUUCCAGACAGAAAAGCACCUAGACAUGUCAGAGGGAGCUAUUGACCCAAAGGAAUCACUAGAGCCAUUGCCAAAUGAAAUGACCAGCUGCCCAAAAUGAAAGGCUGACCGCAAACGAAACGGGUAGUUGAGCAAGUGGCCUGCGGUGGGAGCCCGGCCGUGAUUUCCGUGCUUCGUUUCCAUCAUCUAUGCAAUAUCACGUUUCAUUCCUGACCUUUCUAAACAGCUUUCCCCAAAGUGCGGGGCAAGAAAGCGAAAGCAGCCAGAGAGGGAGGCAAAAGGGAACAACGCCAGUGAAGUGACAUGUUGGAAAGCAAAGAAAAAGAACAGAAAUUGAAACCAUCCAACUCCAUAGAAGUGAAAAGUCAGCUGCUUUCCUGCCCAGAGUGACCUGGGGUUGCCCAGAAAGGUCAAAUAAUGUACUAGAAAGAAUCGGAUUUGGGGACCAGAGGCACCCAUUGGGUAUAACUAGACUGGCUUCUGUGCUCUUACAGACUCAAGCCUCAACUGUCUUCUAACUCCUACCAGUAACACCGGCUUCUGUACUCUUACAGACUCAAACCUCAACUGUCUUUUAACUCCUACCAGUAACACCGGCUUCUGUACUCUUACAGACUCAAGCCUCAACUGUCUUCUAACUCCUACCGGUAACUGGCUUCUGUACCCUAACAGACUCAAGCCUCAACUGUCUUCUAGCUCCUACCUGUAACACUGGUUUCUGUACUCUUACAGACUCAAGCCUCAACUGUCUUCUAACUCCUACCGGUAACACUGGCUUCUGUGCUCUUACAGACUCAAGCCUCAACUGUCUUCUAGCUCCUACAGGUAACACUGGCUUCUGUGCUCUUACAGACUCAAGCCUCAACUGUCUUCUAGCUCCUACAGGGAGAAGACCGGCUGGAGGCCUGCCAGAAGGAGGCCGGGGAGGUGACCGAGAUCAUGUUGGAGAACUACAGCAAGGUCCUGGACCGGGAGGUCAAGCUCAGCGAACUGGACGAACGGGCGGACGAACUCCGGAACCAGAGCGCGGCCUUCAGCAAGACGGCCAAGACGGUGGCUCAGAAGAAGCGCUGGGAGAACGCCAAGUGCAAGCUGAUCCUGGCCGGAGUGGUGGCGGCCGCCCUCCUGGUCAUCGUCCUGGCCAUCGUCCUCUCCUUCCUCCUCCCGGGGUCGGCGGCAGGGGAUGCGGCUGCCGCUUCCUCGGCCGGAGGGAACUGAAAGACCCAUCAAUCUCCGUCAAUCACCAUUGGCUCAGGGCCCACCAGACCCUGUUUGGGGACUUUGUUGGAAGCAAGCUGUUCUGAGUCAGAAGGCAUCCUCUGUUUUUGGAAAGAGUUGGAAGAGACCCCGAAAGCCAUCCAAUCCAACAUCCUCCUGGUAAUCAUGGAAGACACAAUCCAAGCACCCUCGACAGAUGGCCAUCCAGCCUUUGCCUGAAAACCUCCCAAGAGAAGGAGGUUCCACCAGACUGAAUCCUAGAAUGUGAAGGCAACCUCCACAAUAAUCCCGUCCAAGCCCCUUCUGCCAAGUAGGAUCCCACCUAAGCCCUCCCGACAGAUGGCCAUGCAACGUCUGUUUAGAACCCUCCAAGGAAGGAGAUGUUUAUUAUUAUAGAAUCCUAGAAUUUGAAGGGAAUCCCCACAAUCAUCCCAUCCAAGUCCCUUCUGCCAAGUAGAAUCCCACUUAAUCCCUCUCGACAGAUGGCCAUGCAACGUCUGUUUAGAACCCUCCAAGGAAGGAGAUGUUGGAGAUGUUUAUUAUUAUAGAAUCUUAGAAUUUGAAGGGAACCUCCACAAUCAUACCGUCCAAGUCCCUUCUGCCAAGUAGGAUCCCACUUAAUCCCUCCCGACAGAUGGCCAUGCAACCUCUGCUUAGAACCCUCCAACAUAUCCAACAUAAACGGGCCGGCAGAAUGUUGGAUAAUAAGGAGGGAUUAAGGAAAAGCCUAUUAAACAUCAAAUUGGGUUACGAUUUUACAAAUUAAGCACCAAAACACCAUGUUAUACAACAAAUUGGACAGAAAAAGUAGUUCAAUGUGCAGUAAUGUUAUUAGUAAUUACUGUAUUUACGAAUUUAGCACCAAAAUAUCACGAUGUAUUGAAAACAUUGACUACAAAAAUGCGUUGGAUAAUCCAGAAUGUUGGAUAAGCAAGACUCUACUGUAGAUGUUUAUUAUUAUAGAAUCUUAGAACUUGAAGGGAACCCAAUGUAUUGAAAACAUUGACUACAAAAAUGCAUUGGAUAAUCCAGAACGUUGGAUAAGUGAGACUCUACUGUAGAUGUUUAUUAUUAUAGAAUCCUAGAAUUUGAAGGGAACCCCUACAACCAUCCAGCCCAAGCCUCUUCUGCCAAGCAGGACCCCAUUCAAGCCCUUCCAACAGAUGGCCAUCCAGCUUCUGCUUUAAAAUCUCCAGACAGGGAGUCUCUACCAGUCUCAAAGGCAGCAUAUUCUACAACCGAAGAGGAGGUUCUUGGCCUCUAUUUGCUCGCAGUUUGAAUCUAUUGCUCUCUGCUUGGGUCCAGAUUGGGCUCCCUGAUAGCAUGGACAUCUCCCUAAAAAAUACAUACCAACCUCCCAAAAGAAGACCCUCCCAACCUUCCCACCUUUCCAUUGCAAAGUGCCAUUUGCUUCUUUUUUUUUAAAAAAUACAUCUUUUUGGACAUUAUCAUGAAGGCGAUUUCCCCGUAACCGGUCUCUUGCUGCUCCAUUCUUCCCUGCAUCCAGCAAGUUCUGGAGGAUUCGCACUGAUGUCCCACAAAACUGUGGGCUUUGCAAUAGCGAUGCCGCCCUGCCCUUUCUGGGUUCUUGGAAAUGUGAAAGCCACGUCUUCAUUUGAGUUAGGUGUUCUUUUAAAGCACUCGUGCCAAGCUGCCGUGUCAAUGGGAGCAUCCCUUAUCUGGAAUUCAGAAAUCCAAAAUUGUCCAUUUGGGUGCCUUUGCUUUCCUGUUGUUUUGUUUUGUUUGUCCUUUAGUUUUCAAUCGUUUUUCUAAUGGGAGCAAACAACUUGACUUUGAGCCCUGCAAGAAGCAUCACUGAUUGUUUCCGAUGUGCAGAGAAUUUGAUUCAGUUAUUACAAGUGACCUUAUUUUUGUCUAAUUCGAUGUCUAUGAAACAUGCAUGUUAUUUCCUACGUGGGUCCCAUCUCAUUACGUACAUAUAUGCAAAUAAUUUGCAAAACAACAAUAACAACAACCCAAAUCCCAAACUCUUCUGGCGCCAAGGAUUUCACAUAAGGGAUGCUAUACUUGUUCUCAUUUACCUGCACUGUUUAACUCAGUGAAAUAUACCGUAAUAACUGAUGUAUUGUUUCAUCCUGGCCAUGAUUAUGAUUGUGGCCAAAUAUCCUAGCAUCACUAUUAUGCAUCCUGCUUUUAGUAUGGUGUUGACCAAUAAUGGGCAAUUUUUUGCGCUUGGUGUGUCAAAAUUCACCAAAAAACCUAGCAUGACUGGGGUGGUGUGUCACUUCGAGAGAAAAAAAUCCAUAAUUUCGCAAUAUGUAUAGUUUAAAUAACAAAAAUAUAUAACUGUAAUAUAUAACUGUAUUUAAUAAAUCAAAAACUAUUUACUACCAUUAUUUCCAUGUACAACAAUCUAUGGUACCUCUUGCCGUUUCCACGCUGAUUUCUCUCUAUUCUAGUUUCAAUGUAGUCAUGAAUAAUAUAAUAACAAUAUAAUAGUAAUAAUAUGAUAAUAAACUACAAUAAUAGAAUAAUAA
Messenger RNA from Anolis carolinensis (green anole), 3853 nucleotides. It is a transcript of the gene vamp5, whose product is annotated as vesicle associated membrane protein 5. Bases 1077 to 1355 code for a protein of 92 amino acids. Lineage: Eukaryota; Metazoa; Chordata; Lepidosauria; Squamata; Anolidae. The transcript is spliced from 3 exons. Gene Ontology annotation, biological process: Golgi to plasma membrane protein transport. Gene Ontology annotation, cellular component: plasma membrane. The record is from RefSeq and is a predicted model, not a curated record.